Molecule: messenger RNA, 3260 nt
Organism: Arvicanthis niloticus (Nile rat)
Lineage: Eukaryota; Metazoa; Chordata; Mammalia; Rodentia; Muridae
Gene: Arhgap12
Product: Rho GTPase activating protein 12
Biological process (GO): signal transduction; regulation of GTPase activity
Cellular component (GO): cytoplasm
Molecular function (GO): protein binding
Source: RefSeq, a predicted model, not a curated record
ACUGGUUGUCUUCUUGGGCAGUGUUGCAGGGUUCAUCUUUACUUUUUACGAAAACUCAAGGAAGUAGUACAAGCUGGUUUGGGAGUAAUCAGUCCAAACCAGAAUUCACAGUGGACCUGAAGGGGGCAGCAAUUGAAAUGGCAUCAAAAGACAAAUCAAGCAAGAAGAACGUAUUUGAGCUGAAAACCCGCCAAGGAACAGAACUGCUAAUUCAGUCUGAUAAUGAUGCUGUUAUUAAUGAUUGGUUUAAAGUUCUUAGUAGUACUAUCAGUAACCAGGUAGCAGAGGCUGAUGAAGCAGCUGAAGAGGAGACACCAGAUUCACCAGGGGUAGAAAAGCAGGAUAAAGAAAAAGACCAGAAGGAGCUUAAAAAACUUCGCUCAAUGAAAGGAUCCAGCAUGGAUUCUUCAGAGCAGAAGAAAACUAAGAAAAACUUAAAGAAGUUUCUUACCCGGCGCCCCACUUUGCAAGCUGUUCGUGAGAAAGGUUAUAUCAAAGAUCAGGUAUUUGGAUCUAAUCUUGCUAAUCUGUGUCAGAGGGAGAAUGGGACAGUGCCAAAGUUUGUGAAGUUAUGCAUUGAGCACGUCGAAGAGCAUGGUUUAGAUGUUGAUGGCAUCUACAGAGUGAGUGGCAACCUUGCGGUGAUCCAGAAGCUGAGGUUUGCAGUCAAUCAUGAUGAGAAGUUGGACUUGAACGACAGUAAAUGGGAAGACAUUCAUGUCAUCACGGGAGCACUCAAAAUGUUCUUCCGAGAAUUACCAGAGCCUCUCUUUACGUUUAAUCAUUUCAAUGAUUUUGUUAAUGCAAUUAAACAAGAACCAAGACAGCGUGUCACUGCAGUUAAGGACCUAAUCAGACAGUUGCCAAAGCCAAAUCAAGAUACAAUGCAGAUUCUGUUUAGACACCUCAAAAGGGUCAUAGAAAAUGGAGAAAAAAAUCGAAUGACCUAUCAGAGCAUAGCGAUUGUUUUUGGCCCUACCCUUCUAAAGCCAGAAAGAGAGACUGGUAAUAUAGCGGUUCACACUGUGUACCAAAACCAGAUCGUAGAGCUGAUUCUCCUGGAAUUAAGCACUGUCUUUGGACGUUGACCCUCCUGAAAGACAGCCUGUGGAACAGAUGCUGGAGUCCAAGGUUUCAAGUCUUAGACAUGGUGUGUGUUUCCUUUUGGACCAAGCAGUGACUCUGAUUUUGCACUUUUUUGAGGGUCAGAGAGGAAGAGGAGAGUGAAGGCACCAGCUGGGCCCUCUUUUGCUGCUUUGUUGCAAACAAACAGCAAGCUAUGACUGUGUAAAUUUGGAUUCAUUUUAUCCUGGAUGCUUGCAUUUCAUCCUCUGAAUAUUAGUAAACAUCAAAACUCAGAAUUCUGACCAGUCAUAUACACUGGAUAAUUUGGUGAGGACAGCCAUGUGGGUCCCCUGUGGUAUUGUCCUUGCUGUCUUUAAACUGGAUAAUGUAGAUUCCUUUUCAUGGUCCGUAAGCUCUUUACUUGGUACAAUGAUACUUGCUGUCAGUUAUUUUAAAAAUGCUCUUGGGCAUUUAAGACAAAUGAAGUUGAUCCAUUUGAAACCUGUGUACUACGUUUUUCAGGGUGUUUGCAUGAGUGGUCGAAGCUCAUAACCCAGAUAGAAUCCCUGGGUGAAGGUUUGCUGUCUAAUUUUACUGUCUCAUGGCAUUCUUGCUAGAUACCGCAGUUGUCUGUUGGAGCAGCGCUGGCAGGACUUAAACACUGUGAUAUACUGGAGUUCUGGUUAGUCUAAGUCAAAUCAGGGUAUUUGGUUCCUGUCUCGCUGUACUGAAUUAUAGCUAACAAUCCUUAUCAUAUUUAGUGCCAUAUUGAGUUUUUGGUAUGACCCUGUGGAAACAGACAUUGUUUGAUGUAAGGAUGGGCUAAGGACCUAAUAUAAUUUACCUGUGUAUAUAACUGUGUUGUAUAGGCUCAGAGUACAUCUAACAACGUUUUUAAUCAUGACAUUGGUGACUGUUUCCAUGAAUAUUAGAAUGAGGCCAUUAUUUGGGAAAGUUAAACUGUGCACUUUUAGGUUUUAGUUACAUUUACAGGCAGACCACUGCAGUGAGAAUGGUACUGGGAAGUACUGAAUAGACUUGCUGAAUAGUAACACACUACAGGAGCAACUCUAGGUUAUUUAAUAUGUACAGAAGACAGUAGGAAAAUCAUUACAGAAUUCUAACUCCAGCUCGAAUAGUGGAAACCUGUAAAUCGGAUGUUGGAUAGAAAAUGAAACUGCGAAAUUUGAGUAUUUUCUUUUACAUUACUAAUGUAGAUUGAUUUGUAUAAUAAAACAGGGUUUGGAAGGUUUUGUUACAGGGAGGCAUGGUCUGUUGAAGAUUUUUAAAUGUAUUUUUCUAGAUUAACUGCUGUAUAUGAAAUGUCUAAUCUAAUAAAGGAAACUACAAUAUGCUUAGAGGUUUUUCCAUUGGAAAUGUGCAUUUUGGUUCUUAAUUUUGUUGUUGUUUUGUUUUUAUUUACUGGCAUACUUUUAUACCUCAUUUUAGAAAAUCAACCAAAUCCAUAUUUCCUGUGGCAGAUUGACUUUUCUCACUUCAUAUGUUUUUUGUUCUUCUGUACCAACAUUUUCCUGACACCACACAGUUCCUCAUCAUCAGUGUUUGAAAGGAAAUGAUUUCUGACCAUGAUUCUUUUUCCUAGGAUUGCAUUUAUAAUUUCCAGAUUGCCUUCCCGGGGAACAGUCUAUUUGUGUGUGUGUGUGUGUGUGUGUGUGUGUGUGUGUGUGUGUGUGUAUGAUCUGUCCAAAACCUUUCUCCUAAGUCUUGUGGCUAAGAUAUUGUGUGUUGUUGUAAUCUUCUUAAAUAGGUAACAGAUAAGCUGCUUGACAGCUCACACAGAUUGCUUUGGGUGGGGAGAAAUUCUAAACCAGAAUGUAUAGACCUGAAGAUGCCAUUAAUAAUGCAGUGUGCUUUAGGGGUCUUGUGUCUUGACUAUGUACCAGGAAAUCAAGUAGACUCAAAUCUGUGAUCUGUGGUGUUCUUUCUCUUGGUGAUCAUGAACAUGUCAAAGGUUUAAACUUGUCCUGUGUUUCUUGUUUCAAAGUACAUGUGUGUAUGCAAAGUCUUUAAUGUUGUAUUGGUCUACCACUAAUAAUUGUAAUAGUGUAUGUACAAUGAGCUGUCUUGUGUUUUCAUCCUUUGUGAAUUAAAAAUUAUUGUUUUUGUAAUAACAAAACCAGUAAUAUUUUCCUUUCUUGACAACUUGAUUUUUUUAGCAGAAAAUCUAUUAAAAG